CACAUCUCGUCCUUUCCACCCGUCUUCUCGGUAGGAACAGGACCUUACCAUCAUUCAGCCUCAGCCUUUCAAACGCAAACUGUUCAGCCACUGCGCGCAGUGCGCAACGAAGCGAACAUCGGUCUGAGCGCGGAUUAAAAUGUCAUUACUGGUCAAUAACUCGACUGGAAAUCUGAAGGCAGUGGUUUCGGAGAGGUAAGUCCGUCGACAUCCUGCACCGUGGCACCGGAACAUCUCCGGACAUCUCCCGGCUGUGUGUUUUUGACUCAUUUUAAGAGCGCAUGCGAUAGUUGAAAAGAGGGAUUCAUCGCGUGAUAGAGGAAAGAAGAUUUGGCGAACUCAUUGGAAAUCGCAUGACAUGGUAUCCGAAAACGCAUUAACGGUGCGUGUAAAUCUAAAGGUUUAACGUCGUUGAACUAUUGUGCGUUCUCUUGCGCCUGGAGCGUAGCAGCUAUCCGCGGGAAGUCGGUACGGUUAUCGGCGUAUAAACUGCACUACUGGGAUCUCCUGCCGAUGUUUUUGCCUCAGUGUAUCUUGGACAUGAAUAAGAAGGCAGUUUUGACUGCAGCAUGUGUCUUUUCGCUGGACUGCUCUCUAUUUGCCAAGGACCGCACAGGACAAGAGCAAGCUACAUCCCUGUAGAUUCACGCUAUUGAAAUUCAGCAAGAACUCUCCGCAGCUAUCCGAGACCACCACUAGCACGCUGAGCUAAAGUCCAGCAACAUUUGCAAAAUCCCCUUCGCUUCAUAUUGACAGUGGAAACAAAAUCACGUUUGGGCGGGAAUGCAAGACUAGAUGAACCCCGGAGGGGCAUAAAACGAAUCAACACUUUCCAACAUGUUUAGACGGGGCUGUGGGCUCGAGUUCCUACUGGUGCUCUGGGGGUUGGAGCUGUCCUGGUCCUGCCCACGCCACUGCAUCUGCUACUCAGCCCCCAGCACCGUCAGCUGCCAGGCCCACAAUUUCCUGUCCGUCCCCGAGGGUAUUCCACCACACAGCGAGCGCAUCUUCCUCCAGAACAACAAGAUCCACCGGCUACUGCGGGGCCACUUCAGCUCCACCACAGUCACGCUGUGGAUCUACUCCAACAACAUCACCUACAUCGAACCCUCCACCUUUCAAGGCUUCACACUACUGGAGGAACUGGACCUGGGAGACAACCGAUACCUGCGCAGCUUGUCCCCGGAGACCUUCCAUGGGCUCGGACGGCUCCACGCCCUGCACCUGUACCGCUGUGGCUUGAAUGAACUGCCUAACAACAUCUUCCAGGGCCUUCGCAAUCUGCAGUACUUGUAUCUGCAAGACAACCACUUGGAGUACCUGCAGGAUGACAUCUUUGUGGACCUACACAACCUGAGCCACCUGUUUCUUCAUGGCAACCGCUUGUGGAGCCUCCACCAGAACACCUUCCGGGGUCUGCGUGCUCUGGACAGACUGCUGCUGCACCACAACCAGCUGCAGUGGGUGGACCGCCUGGCCUUUCACGACCUAAAGCGCCUCACCACUCUCUACCUGUUCAACAACUCCCUGGUGGAGCUGGCCGGCGAGUGCCUAGCCACACUGGGCGCUUUGGAGUACCUGCGCCUCAACGACAACCCGUGGGAGUGCGACUGCAAGGCCCUGUCCCUGUGGGACUGGCUCAAACGCUUCCGUGGCUCCACGUCCUCUGUGGGUUGUGUGGCACCACCCGAACUGGCCGGCAAGGACCUGAAACAGGUGAAGAAAGAGGACUUCCCCAACUGCUCAGGGUCCGAGUCCCUGCACCAGAGCAGGGCCAAGUCGUGGCCUGGGACAGACAAGGUGUCACUGAAGCAAGAGCCCCAACCCGCUCAGCCUCCACCGGCUCAGCCGCACCACCCCCACAUCGCUGAGCAGUUCUCACCUGUGCCCCUGCCCCAACCACCCCCUGCCAUUAAUGGGGCGCAGGAACCAGAGGCCACACCGGAUGUCGUGACCCCGCAGAGGCCCGGCCGCUCACGGAACUGCACGCGUCAGCGGACCCGGAGCGGCAAAGCGAAAGAGCCCAAUGAGGUGCACACGUCCAAGGAAAUGGCCGACAAGGAAUACUCUUCGCCCGAUUUCACUGGGAAAUAUGACCCUACAUCCCCCGACAGCUCAGUCACGCGGAGAAAGCACAAAUGCACGCCCCGGACCUCUGUGCGUCCUCCCAGUGGGGUCCAGCAAGCCUCCAACAGGGGGAACCUGAGGAGGGCCCUCCUCCCGGUCUCCAUUAUGGUGGGACUUCUUGUGCUGCUAAGCACUGGAUUGGUUCUACGCUGAAGCCUGUGCUGAUACAUUACAACCACAUGUAAACAAUGCAGUCCUCAGAUCCACUCUAGCUCCAGACUCUCAAGGCCUCUUUACGUGUGUCCUUGUGUGUGUGUGUGUGUGUGUUUGUUUGUAUGUGUGUGUAUGUAUGUGUGUGUGUGUGUGU
Molecule: messenger RNA, 2434 nt
Organism: Electrophorus electricus (electric eel)
Lineage: Eukaryota; Metazoa; Chordata; Actinopteri; Gymnotiformes; Gymnotidae
Gene: rtn4rl1b
Product: reticulon 4 receptor-like 1b
Cellular component (GO): plasma membrane
Molecular function (GO): protein binding
Source: RefSeq, a predicted model, not a curated record